AUGUCUUACUAUCCCGCUGCCAUGUCCCUUCCGAUUCGCGAUCAGGACGUGGUCAAUGACGACAUUGAGCGCUCCUUUGGCAGUUGCUUGGUUCUUACGCCAAGGGAACAUGCUGGUGUGGUUAUUGGUUCUUCAACAGUCUCUGAUAGUUUUAUUGGCUUUACUUAUAGCCUUGUGGCUAAUGCUCUAGAUAAGAAAAGGGUUCUUAACAUGGAACCCUGGCCGUAUCAGUGUUCCUUGAUUUUUCUGGCUAAGAUCCCAGAUGAUGAUAGUAUGCACUCUAUGCCAUUGAUGUAUGGAAACUUCUGGGAUAACCGAGAUGGCACUAGUUGUGUAAGUUGCUUUAUUCGCAUUCGUGUGCUGUUUGAUGUCACCCUGCCCCUUAUUCGCUGGAAACCAAUUACCUAUCCAGAGGUUAGGGAGAAAUUGGUGGAGUUCAAAUAUGAUUACCUUCCUGAAUAUUGCUUUGCCUGCGAAAGAAUUGGCCAUCCUUCUCAAGUGGUACCAGUAAUUCUCCAUGCUAUGAGGGUCUCUGGAACAAAGAUGGAUCGGGGGAUUAGGGUAGUUUUGAUAAUCGAUCUUGGCGAUCUAGUUCCCGAGGCAAGAAUGAGCUUCAGGAUUCUGUCUCCACUUCAACCCUACCACGUCAUUACCAAGUGUUGA
Prunus armeniaca (apricot) is the source of this 663-nucleotide messenger RNA. NCBI's taxonomy places the organism in Eukaryota, Viridiplantae, Streptophyta, Magnoliopsida, Rosales, Rosaceae. The record is from the annotation of a GenBank genome assembly.